Messenger RNA from Electrophorus electricus (electric eel), 1018 nucleotides. It is a transcript of the gene tpk1, whose product is annotated as thiamin pyrophosphokinase 1. The record is from RefSeq and is a predicted model, not a curated record. Gene Ontology annotation, biological process: thiamine diphosphate biosynthetic process; thiamine metabolic process. NCBI's taxonomy places the organism in Eukaryota, Metazoa, Chordata, Actinopteri, Gymnotiformes, Gymnotidae. Gene Ontology annotation, molecular function: ATP binding; thiamine binding; thiamine diphosphokinase activity.
UGUUCAGUACAUACGAACGCGCGCGCGUGUGCCGCCUGCCAUCGGUGAGUGUCACGCGAGCUCUGCUGCUAAAGCGCUUCGUUUCUGUCGCUCAUCACUCACUGAGCGCGAACGAGGUCAUGGAUGAAGAGUUUAUACCAUUAGACUGCCUUCUGUGCCCAGGAAAGCAGAAGAUUGGGUUAAUUAUCCUCAACCAACCUUUGGAUCAGCGUUUCUUCCAUGUCCUCUGGAAUAAAGCUGUGAUCCGGGCGUGUGCGGAUGGAGGAGCCAACCAACUUUACCAGUUCACAGACGGCCAGAAAGAAUGUUUUUUACCAGACUACAUAAGUGGAGAUUUUGAUUCCAUUACACCAGAGGUCAAGACGUUCUACUCACAAAAGAACUGCAGGCUGAUUGAAACGGCUGACCAGGACAUGACGGACUUCACUAAGUGCCUGGACCUGAUGGUGAAGGAGCUGGACAGGACUCGACUGAAGGUGGACACCAUAGUCGUCCUGGGCGGCUUGUUGGGGCGCUUCGAUCAGAUCAUGGCCACGGUGGAGACCCUGUUCCACGCCCAGAAGUUGACAGCAACUCCAGUAGUGGUCAUCCAAGGCUCCUCCCUGGCUGUUCUCCUCCGAGAGGGCAGGCAGGUGCAGAUGGGUGUGAACACAGGGCUGGAGGGAGACUGGUGUGCCCUGGUACCCGUGGGUAGCCCCUGCAUCACCACCACCUCCGGGCUCAAGUGGAACUUGGAUCAGGAUGUGCUGGAGUUUGGAAAGCUCGUCAGUACAUCGAACACCUACGAGGAGCACGACCCACAGCAGGGGAGAAACCCUGUGAGAGUCUUCACAGACAGGCCUCUGCUGUGGAGCAUGGGAAUUAAGGAGCAGUAACGCAAGCCACGCACCAGGGCGCCCAGCCUCUGCCUACUGCAGCCAGUAGCCUUCUGAAAUGAACAGUCAUCUUUGGUUUGGUCUUUUUAUUAUUAACACAGCCAAAAAAACAUUUCAAAUAAAAAGAAUGAAUUUACAGCUUU